GCACUGGGCAGCCUGUGGCGUUCUCGCAGACUCAAGUCAGCUGCCGCCUCCGCAGCCUCUGCCACCGCCGCCAUGGCUUUCGUCACCCGGCAGUUCGUGCGCUCCGUGUCCUCCUCGUCCACCGCCGCCGCCACAGCCAAAAAGAUCAUGGUCAAGCACGUAACGGUCAUUGGCGGCGGGCUGAUGGGCGCGGGCAUCGCCCAGGUUGCUGCAGCAACAGGCCACAGGGUUGUGCUGGUGGACCAGUCUGAUGACAUCCUGGCAAAAUCUACAAAGGGGAUCGAAGAGAGCCUGAAGAAGGUGGCCAAGAAGAAGUUUGCAGACAACCCCAAGGCCAGCGACGAGUUUGUGCAGAAGACCCUAGGCAACUUGUCUACCAGCACGGACGCAGCAGCCGUGGUGCACAGCACCGACCUGGUGGUGGAGGCCAUCGUGGAGAACUUGAAGGUGAAGAACGAGCUCUUCCAGAGGCUGGACAAGUUUGCCGCUGAACACACCAUCUUUGCCAGCAACACGUCCUCCCUGCAGAUCACCAGCAUUGCCAACGCCACCACCAGGCAGGACCGCUUUGCCGGGCUGCACUUCUUCAACCCCGUGCCCCUGAUGAAGCUCGUGGAGGUCAUCAAAACCCCCAUGACCAGCCAGAAGACGUUUGAAUCUUUGGUCGAUUUCACCAAAACCCUGGGAAAGCACCCUGUUUCUUGUAAGGACACGCCUGGCUUCAUCGUGAACCGCCUGCUGGUGCCAUACCUCAUGGAAGCAGUCAGGCUGUAUGAGCGAGGUGAUGCAUCCAAGGAAGACAUUGACACCGCCAUGAAGCUGGGGGCCGGCUACCCCAUGGGCCCCUUUGAACUGAUCGAUUAUGUGGGGCUGGACACAACAAAGUUCAUCAUAGAGGGCUGGCAUGAGAUGGACUCCCAGAACCCCCUGUUUCAGCCCUGCCCAUCCCUGGACAAAUUGGUGGCCGAGAAGAAGCUAGGCAAGAAGACAGGAGAAGGCUACUACAAGUACAAGUGACAGGGCCAGUCCCUGCAGCCUCACCCCCCUGCCCAGGACAGUGGCCAGCCCAGGUCCCUCGGUGCACAGCGUGCCCUGUGCCCAUCAUAACCCACCUAAUGAUUUAACCCUUUCCAGUCCCCCUACUGUGCAUUUUCUGAAAGGCCUUACACCCUCGGUGCCUUGAUGGCAGUUUUUGGGAGCCUGGCUCUUUCCAUUAGCCUCUCCAAGUUCCUUCACUAGUGCGGGGAUGCCUUGUGCCUGGCCCUGAGAGCUGUGGCCAUGAGCUUGUACCACCCUCAGGCCCUGAAUCCCCACAGUGCCAGGCCUCACACACAGGGGCUCAGGGCCUUGCUGUGUCUACAGCCCAGGGACUGUGGGCCUGGUCUCAGGAACAGCCCAAAUGACAACUGCCUCUUUUUUUUUUUUUCCAUGAGAAAUCAUUGCCUAUGAAAAAAAUGAGCUCUAGUAGCCAUUUUUUUAAUGUGGAAAAAUUUGAAUUGAAAUAAACAAAUGUAUAGUUUAAAAUCACAA
Messenger RNA from Erinaceus europaeus (western European hedgehog), 1530 nucleotides. RefSeq names its product hydroxyacyl-CoA dehydrogenase (gene HADH). Bases 73 to 1017 code for a protein of 314 amino acids. The transcript is spliced from 8 exons. Gene Ontology annotation, cellular component: mitochondrion. NCBI's taxonomy places the organism in Eukaryota, Metazoa, Chordata, Mammalia, Eulipotyphla, Erinaceidae. Gene Ontology annotation, molecular function: NAD+ binding; (3S)-3-hydroxyacyl-CoA dehydrogenase (NAD+) activity. Gene Ontology annotation, biological process: fatty acid beta-oxidation. The record is from RefSeq and is a predicted model, not a curated record.